AUGGAAGAAUACGCGCAGAACGUCAGUGUGGCGAAGACUCCCGUGUACGACAGCUUCGCGAACGUCAAGAAGAAAAGUUUCCAUUUCACGCCGGAAAGCGAAAGGCUCAUCGGCAAGCCGGUCAGUAGUCGUUCUCAAACUCUCCGUUUCUCUAGUACCGUUUAUCAGAAAUCUAAAAAAAAGUGAGUAUUGAAAAGCUAAAAAAUGAUAGUAUGCUGAUGUUUCAAAUCUGAAACCGAGUCUCGUCCUCAGGUAUGUCUCAUUUUCUUCGGCAAGAACAUGACGCACAAGAUCGCGUGGCAAGGCGCCGUCUCCGAGAUCCACGUGCCCUUCAACUGCAACUACCUCAAAGAUGGCGAGUUUCGAGUUCCGGAGAAGCUCAGUUCUCUGUUGCAGUUUUCUGUUUUCAAAUAACGGAAACGACAUCUUGGCUUGGUGACGCCACAGGGAACGCCUGUUGCUGCUCUUCGGACGACUGCAACGACGUCACGCCUACCUUCGAAGCCCUUGUCCGCGAACAAUUAGCCGCCGAGGUAAACUUCAACUUCGCACUUAUCAAAUGAUCAUCCAACGCGGUUCUACCUCUGUCAGAGUCUAUGGACGGAGUUUCUUGUUCUGAUCCACCCACUUCUCAUGUACCUCCUGCUCGUGACCGUCUUGUGCGUUUUCGUAGUCUUCGAAGCUUUCUGCGAAGACGUUAUUCGUAAAAAGUUUGCUAAACCGGUUUAGUUGGAUGAAAAUCAACAAAUGCUUCAAAUUUAUGGUCCAGGUUGAAUACCACGGUUAUGCACAAAUAACAAAGUUGACCUCUUCUUCCAAGGAGCAGAUGACAUAUUCAAAUGUGAGUGAGAAGACCAAGAAAUAUCGGAAAUGUUGACGAAAAUUUUCAGAAGGAUGAUCUACAGCUUGACUCGACGCAGGAAUCGCCCAUCGAAAUCGAAAAAACUCAGAUUUCUUCGCGACAUCUUCCCGUCGUAAGUCUGACUUAUUUUUUUCAGGAUUUUUACUCGAUCUUCCAUUGUUUUGCUCGUAUGAAAAAAGUGAUUCUUGCUGCAAAAGUUUUUUUUUUUUUCACAUUUCCACUAUGGAGAGAUUUUUAUUACCUAUUCCAUUUAUCAAUGAAUUCUAAACUUAGAAACGAAGAUUUCAACCCAACUAUUUGGUAUACUUCCUUUCUUCUCUUAACUUUACUCAUAAGUUGCUUCACUUCGCACAAAAACUGCGAAACUCGCCACCACGAUCUUUUUCGUGGAAAACUGCUUUUACAGGAACUUCCGGAGAAGCCGCGGCCGCGUCGCUUGCCGGAUGGUCGGGAGCAGAAAGUCUCCAUGAAUUACAAUGAUUCCACGUUCUCCGACCUCGAGUGA
Molecule: messenger RNA, 1367 nt
Organism: Caenorhabditis auriculariae
Lineage: Eukaryota; Metazoa; Nematoda; Chromadorea; Rhabditida; Rhabditidae
Source: the annotation of a GenBank genome assembly